GCAAGAAUAGAGAGAUUGGUUGGUUGUUGGCAACUGCCUUCUCCAGGAGGCAGUGGAAAAUAAUAGAAAUCAAUUCAAUGCAAACAUAUUCUUCCUUCCUGUACAAGCAAUCUCUCUCUGUAUGUUCAUUCUUUUGUAAUGAAUUUCAUUUUUUAUUUUCCAAAAUAUGGGUGGGUCCUCUCCUUUUCUGGUGAAAUGAUCCUUUGGCCUAAAAGUUUUCAACUUUACUGUUUUUCCCCUUAGAAAAAUCCCUUGGUAUUCCAUAUAUUCAUUCAUUCAUUAUUUGCAUUACAUUACAUUACAUUACAAAUAGCCAAGUUAUUUGUUUCUGGGGAAUUGAAUUUGAUAUGGGAGAAAUCUCUCCUGAGAAAAAAUCAGGCUGUGGCCUGUUGAAUGCAGUUUUUGGACGUCGAAGUAUAUGGCCUAGAAGAUCAACAUCCACAGGUUCUCUUCAAAAAUUCGACCCAAACGAUAAUGUGAACUUAGUCCAAAGCAUGCCGGGUUCAAGAAGACAAAGUUCCAUUUUGGAUUCAUCAGAUGCCCCUUUAAAUAAACAGGCUGACAGAAUCAUCGAGCGGCCAGGCCAAAACCACUCGAGAUCUCCUCCCGUGUAUCAGCAACACCAUCUCCCACCACCGGCCGCAGCUUCAAGAAGCGUGCCUAACAAACAAGGAUGUGGUCAAGCACGAAAAGUGCCCCAAAACGGACUUGCAAUAUCUGGGGAGCUUGAGAGCAUGAUCACCGAUCAUCAGCAAUCAAAAGGUGCAGGUAAGUUAGUCCGUGCAUCGUCCAGUAAUGUGAUGUUGUUUGGCAAUUUGGGUAAUUUGAGGCAACCGGGUGGCAAUGGGAAUUCAACUGCAAACAAUGUUCUUGAUUAUCUUCCAAAAACUGCAAAAGAUCAAUCACCAGCUAAUGGGAAAUACAGUACUAGCGUUAUGGGGAAUGUAUUGAAAAAAAAUGAAGAGCCUUCUCUUUGUCGUGCUAUUUCAACCAGAAUGGAUCCUGAGCAAUUGAAAAUUUUAGGAAAUGAAGAUUACAAAAAUGGCAGAUUUGCAGAAGCUUUGUCUUUGUACGAUGCAGCCAUUUCUAUUGAUCCGAAUAAGGCUUCUUACAGGAGCAAUAAAAGCGCAGCGUUAACUGCUUUAGGCAGACUUCUUGAAGCAGCUUUUGAAUGCAGGGAAGCAAUUAGAAUUGAUCCAUAUUAUCAACGAGCUCAUAAUCGAUUAGCAACCCUAUAUGUUAGAUUAGGUGACGCAGAGAAGGCGGCAUAUCAUUUCAAACAAGCUGGAGCAGAAGCUGAUCCCGAUUCAAUGAACAAGGCUAAAAAAGUUGAAGUUCAUCUGAACAAAUGCACCGAGGCAAAGAGGCAGCGCGAUUGGAACACCCUCCUAAAAGAAGCUACACUUGCUAUAGCAGCCGGUGCUGAUUCUGCACCACUGAUAUUUUCCUCAAAAGCCGAGGCCUUACUGAAACUCCAUAAGCACCAAGAAGCUGAUGAAACUAUGGCGAAAGGUCCAAACUUUGACAUCGAUGAAUGUAUUAAAUUCUUCGGCCCUAUUGGUAGUACAAGCCUGUUACUUGUUCAUGCUCAAGUUAACUUGGUUGUUGGCAGGUUUGAUGAUGCUCUGACCUCUGCUCAACGAGCAUCUAGGCUGGACGCGAACAAUAAGGAAGUAAACACGAUAUUGUGGAGGACGAAGGCUGUGGCAUUAGCUAGAUCAAAUGGAAACGAUUUAUUCAAGGCAGGAAGAUUUUCCGAGGCAAGUGUUGCAUAUGGUGAAGGGCUCAAUCAUGAUCCAUAUAACACAGUCUUGUUAUGUAACCGAGCUGCCUGCAGGUCCAAACUCGGCCAAUUUGAAAAAGCAAUCGAGGAUUGCAGUGCUGCUUUAGGCGUCUGCCCUUUUUAUAGCAAGGCUAGAUUAAGAAGAGGCGAUUGUUAUGCUAAGCUGGAAAAAUGGGAAGCAUGCAUACAAGACUGUGAGAUGCUGUUAACAGAAAAUCCAAAUGAUGAGGCGGUAGGGAAACUCUUGAAGGAGGCUCGAGCACGAAGACAGUAAGGAAGAAAAGACACGAAAGGCCAGGCUAGUGACUGGAUUGAAGACGUAACAAGUUGGCCGUGAAAUGUGGAAGUGCCACCGGCCCACCGGAUCCUGUACGAAGUCAUUGCAUAGAUUUCUGUUCUGAUAGAUGGGAAAGGAAAUGGAUAGAGGGCUUGCUAGGGACCAUUUGACAAGAUUGGAUUGAAGAAAAGCAUAAUUGAUUGAUUGAUUGACACAGUAGUCAACAAUGAUUGGGAUUGUAAAAUUUUUGUAAUUAUUUUUAGUUUGAGAUGAUUGAGAAACUUCAUUGAAAUUAGUCAUUUGUUACUUUUG
Molecule: messenger RNA, 2372 nt
Organism: Olea europaea var. sylvestris
Lineage: Eukaryota; Viridiplantae; Streptophyta; Magnoliopsida; Lamiales; Oleaceae
Product: inactive TPR repeat-containing thioredoxin TTL3-like
Exons: 5
Coding region: 348-2057 (569 amino acids)
Cellular component (GO): cytoplasm
Molecular function (GO): protein binding
Source: RefSeq, a predicted model, not a curated record